AGCACAAGCAAAGCGUCAAUUUCAAGAGAAAAUGCGAGCGGAUAUCAAGAGAUAUGAAGCUGAAGCUGCAAUCCUGAAACUGAAGCGAGAGCAAGAGGAAAAAAGUCUGAUUGAUUGGGAAACUCAUCAGAGAUAUAAGAGAGAUGAGUACAAUAAGCAAAUGCAGUUGAAAGCAGCGAAAGAAGAGGAGAGGAGGAAGAAGGAAAUAGGUGAAUUUCUGAAGAAGCAAAUGGCGGAGCAAGAGGCCAUUCGUAAAAUGCAGAGCAUCAUGGAUGACGAUUCACAAGAGGUACAGAAGGCCGUACAAAGGACAAAUGCGAGAGUUCUAGCCUAUGCGGAGGAAGUGUUGGAAGAAUCAAAAGACGUUAGACCCCUGUUUCCCAUCAUCAAAGCAAUUAAGAAUUUUAAAAGGGAGAACAGACUUCUUCCUCCAAAACCAACCGAAGAAUUUGAACCACUGAAACGCAAACCAAGGGUGAAGAAAAUUUGCUCAAAUCCCACGCCACCAGAGCAAAUCUUCUAUCUAGGAUGA
Molecule: messenger RNA, 532 nt
Organism: Diachasma alloeum
Lineage: Eukaryota; Metazoa; Arthropoda; Insecta; Hymenoptera; Braconidae
Product: vicilin-like seed storage protein At2g18540
Exons: 3
Coding region: 32-532 (166 amino acids)
Source: RefSeq, a predicted model, not a curated record